GUGUUCCUAAUUAUAAAAUAAUUGAACUUAUUUGAAAUUCAAAUUUUCAAAAGAUUAGAUUGAAUUUAAUUCUAAAAUAUUCAAAUUUCAUCAAUCUUGAAUAAUUUUUCAAAGAAUUUAACACAAAUGUUACAAAAGCUAUGCUCCUAAUGAAUAAUUCAAUUUACUAAAUUUUAAAAUAUUGAAAUUUGUCAAUGUUGAAUGAUUUUUCAAAGAAUCUGACACACAUGUUACCCACAUAAACUAAUGAAAACUGUGCUUCUAAACUGCUACAAAAAAUUCUACAUUGAGAUACAUUGAAACAUAAAUAUUGAGAAUAUACUCAACCUACAUCAUGUCUCCCAAUUGACUGUUUCUCUGGCAAAAGAAAAUUCUACAAAUUUUGGUAUUGAACUGUGCUUCUGAAACACUACAAUAGAUUUUAUAUUGAGAUACAAUAAAACAGAAAUAUUGAAAAUAUUUAUCAUGUCUCUUAAUUUACUGUUUUUGGUACAAGGAUGAAUCCAAAACAGUUAGUUUUUGGAGUAAGAAUAGUUGUAAACUGACUGGAAUGAAUUUGACAAUUUUGUUUCAAUAGUAUAAAGUGUUUUCCAAUUGACGAAAGUGACUUGCAAAGAACUUAAACUUCAAAAAUGUGUCAUUAAAAAAAACAUGUCUCUCAAUUUACUGUUUUUGGUACAAGGAAAAAUCCAAAACAGUUAGUUUUUGGAGUAAAAAUAGUUUUAUACUGACUGAAAUAGAUUUGACAAUUUUGUUUCAAUAGUAUAGUGUUUUCCAUAUAAACGAAAGUGACUUGCAAAGAACUCAAACUUCGAAAAUGUUUCAUUAAAAAUAAGGAGACAUUUUAUUUAAAAAUUGAAUAAUGUAAUUAAUAGCAUUAAAAUGUGGAAUUAAAAAUUACGAUUCAUUAUUAGUUAAUUACAUACAAUUCAUGGGAAAGUUGAACAGAUUUCUAAAGAAAAAUGAAACUCCGGUAUUAAUGAAAUUUCUGAAGAAAAACUUGACUUAUUAGGCCUACAUUGGAGAAGAAUAAAGACUUCAAGAUUGAAAGAUUGGUGUAAUAAUGUGUUGAAAGUGCUUAAGUGAAAGUGAUAUUGAUUAUACACUUCCUGACUUCAAGAAAUCAACAGAAAUGAUGAAGUUUAGAAUUGAAAUUGAAGAACAAACCAUUGAACUAGUAGAAACUCGUCUGUGAUUGGCUGUUACAAACCUGGAUUCCACCUAUAACAAACAAGAUGACGGGGAGCAACAACACGACAGAGAUAGUCUACGAGCAAGAAAUAAUAAAACAGAAGUACCAGCAAUGUAUGGUGCAACUGGAAUUGAGCAACCAGACUGGGCCGCAUUUAGAAGUUAUAGCACAUAAGGACUGUACAGCGAAUGGCACCUGGUUUAAGCACCCUAUAUCAGGGCUGGUCUGGUCCAACUACACCACAUGUGUUAAUAUGGAAGACCUCGAUUGGUCUCAGAAAAUCAACACAUUGUAUGAGACGGGAUAUGCCAUAUCUCUAGUUGCAUUACUAUUAUCUCUGAUAAUACUAUCCUAUUUUAAGUCAUUACGAUGUCCUAGGAUAACCUUGCAUAUGAACUUAUUCACGUCUUUUGCCAUCAAUAAUCUGCUAUGGUUAUUAUGGUAUAGACUGAUUGUGCCAUAUCCUGACAUUGUCAAACAAAAUGGGGUCUGGUGUCAAUGUCUGCAUGUGAUUCUCCAUUACUUCCUGCUAACGAAUUACUCUUGGAUGUUUGGGGAAGGAUUCUACCUGCAUACUUUGCUGGUCUCUGCAUUCAUAUCCGAGGAGAGACUGGUGAAAUGGCUGACCAGACUGGCUUGGAUUAUACCAUUCAUUUUCAUCACAAUCUACAUGAAACUAAGACUGUUUUUCGGACAAACUGAUAAAUGUUGGAUAGAAGACAGUCCGUACAUGAGUGUGUUGACAGUGCUGGUCUGUUGCUCCAUGGUUCUCAACCUGAUCUUCCUGUGUAACAUAGUCAGGGUCCUCCUCACCAAACUCAGGUCGACCCCUUCAGGCAUGGCCUCCUCCACCUCCCAGGCUCCAUCCAGGUCACUGCUGCAGGCCUUAAGGGCGACCUUACUGCUUCUGCCCUUACUUGGCCUCAACUAUCUGGUGACACCCUUCCGACCUCAUAAGGGUCACCCAUGGGAAAAAUACUAUGAGCUGACAUCGGCUAUCACUGCAUCGUUCCAGGGCCUAUGUGUGGCAACACUAUUCUGCUUCUGUAAUGGUGAGGUAAUAGCUCAGAUAAGGAGGAGAUGGCAGUAUAUAAUGUUCAGACCUAGAGCCAAUUCCUACACUGCCACAACCGUUUCGAAAAAGCGUUCUUGGAAUGGCAUGGAUCCCAGCAUGAAUCAUUCUCAAAACCAUGACAAUAAACGUUUGCUUUUUGUACGUUCAACCGCGUGCCCCAACACAGGGGAAGAUAACGUUUAACUUCGUCUUCAAAAUAUUUUGAAAAAAUCUUCAAAUUGUACAGUUGUUGUUUGUUAAGCUACUAGUCUAUUAUCACUUGUUAAGUAUCCUACAAUUAUAUUGUCAUACAAGUCGAUGUGAAAUACAGUGACUCGGUUGCACAGAGGUCAGUUAAAUUUUAACCGUGAUUGAAUGUCACGUGAACCAAUUAUAGAAAGCUUCUUAAUUUUUUUGAAUUUAGGGCUAGUUAUUCUUAUUUUUUAUAGAAUAUUAUUAUAGUUCCUUUUUUGAAAUCGAUAAAAUAUUGAUGUAUUUUUAAUCUACUAUUCAAUCAAUUUUAUUAUUUUUUAUUUUAUUAUUUUAUACUUUUGAUUAUAAAAUUAUGUAUUUUAUUUUAUUAUGUUUUGAAUAUAUAUUAAUUGUAUGGCAA
This is a messenger RNA of Nilaparvata lugens (brown planthopper), 2859 nucleotides long. RefSeq names its product calcitonin gene-related peptide type 1 receptor-like. Gene Ontology annotation, biological process: adenylate cyclase-modulating G protein-coupled receptor signaling pathway; cell surface receptor signaling pathway. NCBI's taxonomy places the organism in Eukaryota, Metazoa, Arthropoda, Insecta, Hemiptera, Delphacidae. The record is from RefSeq and is a predicted model, not a curated record. Gene Ontology annotation, molecular function: G protein-coupled peptide receptor activity. Gene Ontology annotation, cellular component: plasma membrane.